Nilaparvata lugens (brown planthopper) is the source of this 1514-nucleotide messenger RNA. RefSeq names its product 26S proteasome non-ATPase regulatory subunit 13 (gene Rpn9). Gene Ontology annotation, cellular component: proteasome regulatory particle, lid subcomplex; nucleus; cytosol. Gene Ontology annotation, biological process: ubiquitin-dependent protein catabolic process. The transcript has 8 exons. Gene Ontology annotation, molecular function: structural molecule activity. Lineage: Eukaryota; Metazoa; Arthropoda; Insecta; Hemiptera; Delphacidae. The record is from RefSeq and is a predicted model, not a curated record. The coding region runs from base 288 to 1439 and encodes 383 amino acids.
ACUAGCGCUCAUUCAAUAAAGGUCAAACUUGAAAUUUACAAUUUGUAAUUUAGUUUAAAAUUGUCCGCUUUUGGCGCCAUUGAUAAAUUAAUCGACUUCAACGAAUCGUUACGAGUGGAUCGAUUCCACACAGUCGAUGUCGAUUCUUUUAAUGAACUGUUUGUGAGUUUUGAGGUUAGGAGUCACAAUUUUUGCAUUUCAUCAUUUUCAUUCUUUCAAUUGAAUUGGUUUUUCUUAAUUUGAAAAUAAUUUGAUUCCUAUUGAGCUGUUCAUAUAGAUUGUAAAAAAUGUCUCUGGGUGUUGCAAGUCAUGAAAAUUUUUUAGCUUUCAAGCAAACAUGCUCCGAUAAAGAUUUGGCUGGGGAAUGGGCUCAAAUCGAAGAACUCUACAAUAAGAAAUUAUGGCAUCAACUGACCAUAAAACUCAGAACAUUUGUCAAACAUCCCAGCCUCCAACAUGGCGAUGAACUCCUGCAACUUUAUCAGAAUUUCAUAGAGCAGUUUGAAACUAAGAUCAAUCCCUUGGCUCUAGUAGAGAUUAUUGCAUUCAUCUUGCCAAAAUUUCCUGACCAAUCAGAAGCUAUAAAGUUUUUGGAAAAAACCGAAGUAAAAGUGAAGGAGAGUAACUGUGCUGUGGCACUAUGCAAAGUUCUCGAAGGACAGAUUUUGUUGGAUAAACUGAAGGAUCUUGAUGGAACAAAGAGAAUAAUUGAAGAGGUUGAGAAAAUCAUAGACGGAGAAGAUGGAGUAACUCCUGUCCAUGGCAGACACUAUUUCCUUGCUAGCCAAUACUAUCGGCAACUUGGAAAGCAUGCUGAUUAUUAUAAAACAGCUCUUCGCUAUCUCGGCUGUAUUGAUCUAUCUGAACUUGCUAUUGGAGAUCAAGCUCAACACGCCUUUUUCCUGGGUAUUGCAGCUCUUCUCGGAGAGGGUGUCUACAAUCUUGGAGAGUUGUUGGCUCACCCUAUCUUGGACUCGUUAAAAAAUACACCCAAUGAGUGGCUGGUUUCAUUGCUACUUGCUUUCAACUCUGGCAAUAUAGCACAAUUCGAGAAAAUGAGGCCUCAGUGGGAAACUAUUCCAGAUUUGAAGGCCCACAAUUUGAAGUUGAAGCAGAAAAUCUACCUGCUUUGUCUAAUGGAGAUGACGUUCAAGAGGCAGGCUAACGACAGACUGCUGACAUUCGGUGAGAUCUCUAAUGAAACGGGAUUGCCGUUGGAUGAGGUGGAGCUGCUGGUGAUGAAGGCUCUGGCCCAAGGCCUCGUCAAGGGCUCCAUCGACCAGGUGGCCGGCAACGUGCACAUGACCUGGGUGCAACCGCGAGUGCUCGACAACAAACAGAUUGCUUCAAUGGUUCAGCGACUCACCAUGUGGUGCAAAGAAGUAAAAUCGAUGGAAGCAUUACUUGAGGAAAGGAGUCAAGAAUUCCUUCUGGCAUAGUUUUUGAAACUUUUCAUUCAUAAUUUUGGUCACAUUUGUAUUAACACGAUCUUCAAUAAAUAACUUUUUUGUGUA